CCCGAGUUUGCUCCUCCUUCCCGUUCCCAGCAGUGGGAGGAGUACAGGGCAGUCCUGUUUUUGGUGGUCUGUUUUUGCUCUAGGGUGGUUGAGCAGGCACGCCAUGGCCGGCAAAGAGCAGGAUGAACUCCUAAAAGCCCGGAACCGUACUCUGAGCGCUUUCCGCGAAGAUGCGGAACAGGAAUGGAGAGCCCCUUUCUACUUCAUUCAAGGAGCGGAUCCUCAGUUUGGAUUGAUGAAAGCGUAUUCAAUUGGCGACUGCGACCAUGGAGGCGACGAAUGGGAAGAGGAGCUCAAACUAACACAGCAAGCAGUGCAAGCGAUUAACCAACUGAACCCCAAACCGAAAUUCUUCGUACUCUGCGGAGAUCUCAUACAUGGCAUGCCAGGGACACCCUGGCGGGAGGCACAAAUACAAGACUUGAAAAGCACCCUGAAGGGUGUCAGCAGCGACAUCCCCCUGGUCUUCGUCAGUGGGAACCACGACCUUGGAAACACGCCAACUCCUGAAACAAUUGAAGAUUAUUGCCAAAAGUGGGGUGACGAUUACUUCAGCUUCUGGGUCGGAGGGGUCUUCUUCCUUGUGCUGAACUCUCAGCUGUACUUUGAUGCUUCCAAGUGCUUGGAAUUAAAGCAGGCCCAGGAUGAGUGGCUCCAGCAGCAGCUUGCAAUGGCCGAAGCGAGAAAGUGCCGCCACGCUGUCGUCUUCCAGCACAUCCCUCUGUUCCUGAGAGAACCCGAUGAAGACCAUGACUACUUCAACCUGGAGAAGUCCAUUCGGCACGAGCUCUUGGAGAAGUUCCGCAAAGCAGGUGUCAAAGCAGUGUUUUCCGGGCACUACCACCGAAAUGCUGGGGGCUCCUACAAAAAUAUUGAAAUGGUUAUUUCGUCUGCCAUAGGGUGCCAGCUGGGAGAAGACACGCAUGGGCUAAGGGUGGUGGCUGUCACCCCUGAGAAGAUUGUUCACAAAUACUACAGUUUGAAUGAACUGAGCAAUCGAGAGGUCGAGAAAGACAUUGCAGCUUUGCUUAACCAAAACUAGCCAUUUCUUUCCUCUGCCAAAAUAUGGGGGGAGGGGCGCCUCUCCAGCUCAGGGUGAGGUAUCAGAACUGUGCAUUGUGUGAUUUCCUUUGUUGUUUUUUAAAAAAAGUUGGCCAUGGCAAAGAUUUCUCAUCAUAAUCAGAAAGCACCUGAACGUCGCAAAGUCAAACAGGCAGUCAGAGGGAUUAUAUUCACUUGUCAAGGGUGCGUAUAAAUUUAACUUGUGCUAUAAAAGUAGUGACAGCGCUAUUGAUUUUGUAAUUAAGGAGAUAUUCUGAGAAUGCGCUGUUCUUAGAAUAAACCACUUUUAUAGCAGCGCUUAAAUGCACUCGCGAAACAAACACACGGCACAACCGUCUACAUGACAGCCCAAUAAACAACAGGAGGCUGCAGGGAACCCAAAUGCCACGUUAAUGGAAGAAUGAAAGGGGUUUGCCCUCAGUUCAAAGCAAAUACUAGGUACACGUAUGCAAUUACAGGGCAGCUGUAAGAAGCUGGGAAAUAUUCUAUACCUGUUUCUAAUAAGGAAAGACACCUCUGACAUGUGCAAUUUGCCACAGGUCUAUCAUGCCUCACAGAGGCUCCAUCUCUCCUAUACGUUUAUAGCAGCAUUGGGCCACUUAGCAGUCAUGGCUUGCCCAAAGAAUCCUGGGAGCUGUAGUUUGUUCAGGGUGCUGGGAGUUGUCAGGAGACACACACCCCCCCCAAUUCCUCUAACAGAGCUACGGUUCCCAGAGUUCCCUGGGAAGAGGGAUUGGUUGUUAAACCACUCUGAGAAUUGUAUCUCCCUGCUAGGGAGGGAGUGUCUCCUCUAAGCACCCUUAACAAACUACAGUUCCCAGGAAUCUUUGGGGGGAGCCAUGACUGUUUAAAGUGGAACGGAGAGCAGGGUUGUCUCCGGGUUUUGAGGGCUUCCUGGCCUAGUGCCCUUGGGUGGCUUUCUUUGACAUCAGUGGGCUCCCCCUGGAAGUUAUAGCAGCAGCGACUUCCCACGCUUCACCUGUGUACCAUCACAGCAGUGGAUUGUGGGCAAUAUAAAAUGGUGGCUCGCCCAGGUGAGCUGCACCUGGGUGCCCUGUUCUGACCCCCAGGACCUUACGAGAGAGGGCAUUUCCUGGAUCUGGGGAAUCAUGUCUCAAGAGACAAUGCUCCACAGCCUUCCAUUUUAAAUGCUCACUUUAUGGCAUUUUUGCGUUGAUCGCUUGAGUAGGCCCUGCACGUGUGUGCAGUGCUCAACUGUAGGCACGAUUUGACACUGAUUCACCACCCAUGAAUCAGUCCUCUGAAAGGAAAUCAUUUAGAGCUUGCCAUUUCCACCUCGCUACAAACAAACCUAAAUCAGCGGUGAGCUAAUUUAACUGUUUGCAGCUUCAGCCAAGAAAUUCCGGGAAUUGUCGUUUGGUGAGAGUACUUAGAAUUCCAUUAGAGAGCCCUAAGUCAUUUUCAGAAAUACAAUUCAUGGUGCUCUGCCCUUUAAACCAAUGGAACAAUCAGUUUAAACCAUUUUUUUUUCUGGUUUCUCCUCCUCUUACACAUUUUGAUUUCUUAAAAGAAUGAAAUUGAACUCACACUCUGUGCUGGGGGCGGGGGAGUAUUUACUCAAUGAAGUAAUCGGGUUAAUUGAGGUCUUUUGAGUCCAGGGUUAUUUGUAGAUGGCUUAAUAAUCCUACCAAACUGGUGGGUGUGGGUGUGUGGGUUUUUUUUCACUUUUAUGGUUUAAUAGGUUUCUCGUGUUCCUAUGUGGGACCAGUCCACAUUUUAAAGGAUGGGUAUAUUCCUUAUUAAGGAAUAUAAUGUGUUGUGUCAGCACAAACCAUGUGUCUUUUGGGGCUCCCAGGCUUUCAAAAUGUGUGUAUGUAGGGAAUUCACAGACAAACGGUAUUACAAAUUGGUGUGAAAUCACUUUUCAAUGAAUAACAAAUCACCUUCCUGUGCUUUAUAAAAGCCUACAUUUGGUGUGUGCUUAUAUAAGUGCGGUUAUAAACCUGGAUGAUAUGUUAUCAAGUGAAAUGGCAACAUUAAGAAAGAAGACGACGUAUUUUUGAAAUGUAUACACGGCUACUUCAAGUGAUCAUUCCAAACUAAUUGUACCAUUUUAAAUUGAAUCCCUCAGAACACAAAUUGAAUAAAUGGAAUCACUAGCUCCGCCCAGAUGUUAAAGGCUUCCUAAAUUGAAGGGAGAGUGGGAUCUGUUCCUACAAUCCUGUCACCAAGACCAGGUGUUCUCCAUGGCAAAGAUCUGUAGAAGGAGUUCUGAAAUGCCCAGGGAAGCAAUUCUCGCUGCAGACCUUAUCCACUGUGGAGCAGAGACAGAGGACUUGGGGCCUUCCAGAGCUUGUUGGACUCCUAUUCCCAUCAGCCCCAGCCAGCUUAGCCAAUAGUGAGGGAUGAUGAGAGUUGGAGUUCAGUGACGCCUGGAGGGCCCAAGGUUUCCUCCAUGCUUGGUGGUCUUCAACUGGUGGGUUGGGACUCCAUAUUGGUUUGGAUCCUGAUGGAAGGAUGGGUUGAAACAGCCACAUGAUCAAGAUAAAAAUAGCGAUGGGGAGGAGAGAGAAUGGAGGGGAUAAAUGGUCCCCAAAUACAUAUUUGGAUUAAAAGUGUGUCCCAGGUCAGAAAAGUUUGAAGAUCACUGAUAUAGAGGUGAUUGGGAUGUGGCAGAGGGGGUGGUAUAACCCAGCAAAUCCUUCCUCUCCCCACAGAUAUUUCUAACACACAGGAGAGUUUUAGCCACUCAAGUGGGGUACUGUUUGAUCUUUUUUUAAUGUGAAUGAUAAGAAAUGUUCUUGUUUCUUUAGUUUCUUUCCCCUUUUCAGGGGGAUUUAGAAUGGUUGUUUGCCUGUUGGCCUUAAACCUGUUUGACCCCCUGAGUGGAAAACCAAUAAAAAAAAAUGAGGUGAGAAA
Podarcis muralis (Common wall lizard) is the source of this 3942-nucleotide messenger RNA. It is a transcript of the gene CPPED1, whose product is annotated as calcineurin like phosphoesterase domain containing 1. The record is from RefSeq and is a predicted model, not a curated record. Lineage: Eukaryota; Metazoa; Chordata; Lepidosauria; Squamata; Lacertidae. Gene Ontology annotation, molecular function: hydrolase activity.